This is a messenger RNA of Hyla sarda, 3431 nucleotides long. It is a transcript of the gene CSE1L, whose product is annotated as chromosome segregation 1 like. Gene Ontology annotation, cellular component: cytosol; nuclear envelope. Gene Ontology annotation, biological process: protein export from nucleus; protein import into nucleus. The record is from RefSeq and is a predicted model, not a curated record. The transcript is spliced from 26 exons. Gene Ontology annotation, molecular function: small GTPase binding; nuclear export signal receptor activity. Bases 180 to 3098 code for a protein of 972 amino acids. NCBI's taxonomy places the organism in Eukaryota, Metazoa, Chordata, Amphibia, Anura, Hylidae.
CUUGGCUGCGACUGAGGCUUCACAUGGAGGCUCCAGAGGUUUCCUGCAGGAGAAGCGGACUGUGGGGUCACAUCUGUAUAUAGUGUGGGGGGGUUCAGACCUUGUCUAGUGAUAGUUUUACCACAAAGGUUUCAGCAGGAUAAGGAAGCAAACAGAUCACUAGUGAAGGUUUUAUCACCAUGGAGUUAAGUGAUGCCAACCUGCAAGGCCUGACAGAAUACCUGAGAAAAACGCUGGACCCUGACCCUGCAGUGCGCCGGCCAGCUGAAAAGUAUCUGGAAUCUGUGGAGGCAAAUCUGAACUACCCACUGCUGCUUCUGACCCUGCUGGAGCGCUCCCAGGAUAGUGUCAUCAAGGUGUGCGCCUCAGUCACAUUCAAGAACUACAUCAAGAGGAACUGGAGGAUUAUUGAGGAUGAGCCAAACAAGAUCUGUGAAGCUGACCGUGUGGCUAUUAAAGCCAACAUAGUGAACCUGAUGUUGAGUAGCCCGGAGCAGAUCCAGAAGCAGCUAAGCGAUGCCAUCAGUAUCAUUGGGCGUGAAGAUUUCCCUCAAAAGUGGCCGGAUCUGCUGACUGAGAUGGUGAACAGAUUCCAGAGUGGUGAUUUCCAUGUCAUCAAUGGCGUCCUGCAUACAGCUCACUCUCUGUUCAAGAGGUAUCGCCAUGAGUUCAAGUCUAGCGAGCUGUGGACCGAGAUUAAACUAGUGCUGGACACCUUUGCUUUACCUCUCACCAACCUCUUUCAGGCAACCAUCGGUCUGUGCAAUACUCACGCCAGUGAUGUCAGUGCUUUAAAGGUCCUCUUCUCCUCGCUUAUUUUGAUUGCCAAGUUGUUCUACAGCCUCAACUUUCAGGAUCUGCCUGAGUUCUUUGAAGAUAACAUGGAAACCUGGAUGACAAACUUUCAUAGCCUUCUUACCCUAGACAACAAGCUUCUCCAGACUGAAGACGAGGAGGAGGCCGGAUUAUUGGAGCUGUUGAAGUCACAGAUCUGUGACAACGCAGCGUUAUACGCACAGAAAUAUGAUGAAGAAUUCCAGGCAUACUUGCCACGCUUUGUCACUGCAAUAUGGAACCUGCUGGUGACCACUGGCCAGGAAGUAAAAUACGACCUGUUGGUCAGCAAUGCCAUCCAGUUCUUGGCAUCGGUGUGUGAGCGCCCACACUAUAAGAACCUUUUUGAGGAUCCCAACACAUUGACCAGUAUCUGUGAGAAAGUCAUUGUUCCCAACAUGGAGUUUAGAGCUGCUGAUGAAGAAGCGUUUGAAGACAAUUCUGAGGAAUAUAUUCGGAGGGAUCUAGAAGGAUCUGACAUUGACACCAGACGUCGAGCUGCUUGUGAUCUGGUCCGUGGUUUGUGCAAGUUUUUCGAGGGUCCAGUCACCAACAUCUUCUCCUGUUAUGUGAAUUCCAUGCUCCAGGAAUAUGCCAAGAACCCGACUGUUAAUUGGAAGCACAAAGAUGCUGCUAUCUACCUGGUCACAUCGCUGGCAUCCAAGGCCCAGACACAGAAGCAUGGGAUAACACAAGCCAAUGAACUGGUCAACCUUACAGAAUUCUUAAUCAAUCACAUCCUCCCUGACCUCAAGUCUGCAAAUGUUAAUGAAUAUCCUGUAUUGAAAGCCGAUGGAAUAAAGUACAUCAUGUUCUUCAGAAAUCAGGUUCCUAAAGAGCAGCUGCUUGUGGCCAUUCCUCUGCUGAUCUCUCACCUGCAGGCGGAGAGCAUUGUGGUUCACACGUAUGCAGCUCAUGCACUGGAGCGACUGUUCACCAUGAGAGGAGGUGCUGCCAACACUACCCUCAUCUCUGCUGCUGACAUGUUACCAAACACAGAACAACUUCUGUCCAAUCUGUUCAAGGCACUCUCCCUGCCUGGCUCCUCGGAGAAUGAGUACAUCAUGAAAGCAAUCAUGAGGAGCUUCUCCCUGUUGCAAGAAGCCAUCAUCCCAUACAUCCCAUCAGUCAUACCACAACUUACACAGAAACUACUGGCGGUCAGUAAGAAUCCCAGCAAGCCUCAUUUCAAUCAUUACUUGUUUGAGUCCAUCUGUCUAUCGAUAAGAAUCACCUGCAGAGCCAACCCAACUGCUGUUACCAGCUUUGAAGAGGCGCUGUUCCUGGUCUUCACAGAUAUCCUCCAGAAUGAUGUGCAAGAGUUUAUGCCGUAUGUUUUCCAAGUGAUGUCUCUGCUUUUGGAGAUGCACAAAGAUGACAUCCCCACCUCCUACAUGGCUUUGUUCCCACACCUGCUGCAGCCAGUUCUUUGGGAGAGAACAGGAAAUAUUCCACCCCUGGUGAGACUCUUACAAGCUUACCUCGAAAGAGGAGCACGGACGAUUGCAGCCAAUGCCACCGAUAAAAUACCUGGACUUCUUGGCGUCUUCCAGAAACUCAUUGCCUCCAAAGCAAAUGACCACCAGGGUUUUUAUUUAAUGAACAGCAUUAUUGAACACCUCCCUCUAGAAUGUGUGGAUCAAUACAAGAGACAGAUCUUCAUUGUGCUUUUCCAAAGGUUACAAAACACCAAAACCACCAAGUUUGUCAAGAGUUUCUUGGUCUUCCUAAAUCUUUACUGUGUCAAAUAUGGGGCUGCAGGUUUACAAGAAAUGAUUGACAGCAUUCAGCCCAAGAUGUUUGGGAUGGUUGUAGAAAAGAUCAUUAUCCCUGAAAUCCAGAAAGUAUCAGGGCCAAUAGAGAAGAAAAUCUGUGCAGUUGGUAUAACAAAGUUGUUGACAGAAUGCCCUCAGAUGAUGGAAGCAGAGUACACCAAGCUGUGGACCCCGCUAUUGCAGGCUCUGAUUGGUCUGUUUGAGCUGCCUGAAGAUGACACCAUUCCAGAUGAUGAACACUUCAUUGACAUUGAAGAUACCCCCGGGUACCAAACAGCCUUCUCUCAAUUGGCUUUUGCUGGCAAGAAAGAGCGUGAUCCUAUAGGGGACAUGGUCAGCAAUCCCAAAAUACUCCUGGCACAGUCUCUUCAUAAGUUAUCUGCAUCCUGCCCUGGACAGGUCCCCUCCAUGAUCAGCAGCAGUCUAAAUGCAGAUGCUCUUCAGUUCCUCCAGGGAUAUCUGCAGAUUGCUAGCGUGACAUUGGUGUGAUCCUCUGAAGGGUAAUUUUGGAGUUGUGUAAAGGGUUGCUGCAUGGUCAGUGUAUUGGUGUUGGAUUUUAGGAUGCAGACAUUCUACUUUGGUUAGUGCCACCCCUCCAAGCGCCUGUACUGAAGGCUCCUCAUUGCAGCUCUGAUGGUAAAGAUUCUCGUCUGUGCCCCAUUUAAUAGCAAUUAAUUUAUUGUACAGUUGGAUUUGACUCCCGCCUGCAUCUCUCUGCAAGAAGCACUUACCACAUUGUCACCAUUUAGUCAGUCUCUGCCUCUCUUUUUCUAUGUGUUUAUUUUCCUUCUGAACUGUGAAUAAAUGGAAGCAUUUGCUUAA